ACUCAAACGAAAGAACAUACAACAAGAUAUGAUCAAAUCAAAUAUUACACUAGUUUGCGGUAAAAGUUCAUCAAUUUGAUUUUAAUUUUUCACAGACUUCUCAUUUUAGUUUGUGAUGCUGAAUUGAUGAUAGCUUAAUCAUUUUUUAAUGAAUAUUGAAAGCACUGUGAAUACAUGAAAUGUAGGGAGUACAUACUAAGAAACCACACUAGAGUAACAUUGAAUCCAACCUCAUUAGAGUCCAACUUAAUUCCUCCACCCCCACCGCAAGAAAAACUUCUUGCACCGGCCCCCUAAUGGCUGUGGCCGAAAGUUUUGUGUCUCUAUGUCAAUCUUCACCGUGAUUAAUUCGACUGGACGUCGGCGGUGACAUGGCCCGUGACGGUGGCCACAACUUCUUCUCUCCUAUAUUUAUUGAUAUUAAAAUUCUAUGAUGAGGAUGGAAGAUGCAAAGUGUGCCGUUGAGGGAAUUGGGAGAGGAAUUAAAUUGGUCUUUGUGUACUCCGAUCUCCCCAGGCGGUUAAACUCUGUUUACUGCUCUGCCUACAAGAAUGAUGGCGGAUGUUUUUCCAAUUUCAUUUCUCAUUUCACUCUCCCCAACCCUAUAGCUGCAUCAGUUCCAUCAUCGUCUCUUCCUACUAUCGGAUGGACUUCCGCCAAAGUCGUGCGCUCAGCCUCCACAAAGCAUCAAGCUGCUCCCAUAGCCAUUCAUCGCCUCCCAAAGACUUUUUGCAGCCCUAAGCUACUGUUUGUCAUCGGACUUUUUGAAGCUUCAGUUGUGCAAAAGCAAAAUAGCACGAAGAGAUUUGCUACAGCUCUCUGCGCGGAAGACAGUUAUCUUGGGCAUUUUUCCGUCCAGAGCAUAGGAAGUCCGGAGCAUAGGGUUUGCUAGCAACAAAGAAAAUCUUCGUCUUGCUGCGUCCGCCGCCUUCGUCCAGGUCCAGAGCAGAAAUGUAGAAGGAGAGGGUCAAAGGAUUAAAUGUGAAAUACUCCUCAUGACCUGAAAGUUUCUGCAGCUCAUACUCCAAAGUAAAAAAGUGAAGGAUGUUUCAACGGUUGGAUUAUAGGAGUUAGAAAGGGGGUGAGACAUUACUAAUGAUUCACAAGAACUCAAGCUUAUAAAAAAGAAUCUUGGGGUUUUUAUUCUGGAAAGCAUUACUCUUGCAAAGUUGAGAGGGAAACUGUACAUCCAUUGUUCUUCUAUAGGUAACUAAAUAUGUCAAUGAUCAAGACGAACCUGAUAAGAAUGCCGUAAGUGCUGAAUCUUUUGCUAUCUCUGUUGAAAACUCAAAUGAAGAAGAGGGCACUUCAAUGCCCUUUCUUGUGAGUUGUGAGUGCACAUAUUGUAAAUUUUCUUGUGAGUGCUCAAGAGCAUUUUUAAAUGCUCUCUCUCCUCAUAGAUUUUUAGUUUUGUAGUAUUUGAAUUUAUUUGAAAAAAGUGAAAAGCAUUUUUAAUGUCAUUGUGCUGGUAGUAUCAAGUUGAUCAUCUUGUCUCGUACGUGGUUCCCAAAGAAAAUCUGUGGGAAUGCAAUUGUGUUAUCUCACUUAUCUGAUCAUAUGUCUAAGAGAUGAAUGAGCAUUAUCUGAUUAGAUGUCAACGGAUCCCCAAGCGUCCUGGAUCUGAUUGGCGUGACCUUCCAGAUGAAAAGGGUUUCCCAGAUACCUAUCAGUUUACUGGUAACAUUUUGCACAAGCACAGGCAAUUUUCUGCUCAGGCCAUUAUCAAGUCUAACAUCAGACCAACAAAAAAUCCACUCAGCUAAACUGGCUCUUCAUUUUCAAAACUCCUCUCUGCACACAAGCACUAUAAAACUUGGUUGUUAUGGAAUGACUUUUGUGAUACCCACAUUAUCUCUGGUUUGAAUCAAUCUGUGAACAUCUCUUUCAAAAAUAAAUAAAACCACACAAUUCCAUCGUCUAUGCUAGCAAUGACAGGAUGACUAGAAGAUAUCUCUGGACUAACCUGGCUGAUUUUAGCUUGAGAUUUCAAUGUCAUCUCUAAUUUGCAGGAGUGUAAAGGCAAUUGUAUCCCUUCAAGGUAUGACAUUCUGGAUUUUAGUGAAUUAAUUAAUAAUAAAUACAUUAUAGAGGUUGAGUUCCAAGCACACCUGGAUUGGUAAAAGAAAAAAUGGUCUUGUUUUAAACAAACUUGAUAGAAUCUUAGUAUUCCCUUAGUUUGAUAAUAUGAAUCUCACUUUAUCUAAGGUUGGCCCUAGGACUUCGAAAUUUCAACAUAUAUGGAAUAAGCACUCAUUUUUUUGACAUCCUGGAGAUCAGCCUUGUGAUGCUUUUGGCAUGGGAAAAUUCUCUUUUAAUCUUAGAAGGUUCAAAAUUGUUUGAAAUUUUGGAACAAAACCAUUUUUGGAAACAUUUUCAGCAACCUUGCUGAAACUGAGAUUGAAAGGGGGACUGGUCUGAAGCAUUUCCAAAGACCGAGUUGGAAAAUGGUUGUUUUCAAAGGCUUGGCGGGAUUGUAAAAAAAAUUGAAAGACUCGUGCUUGCAGAACAGUAUGAUCUUGUAGAUGGAAAUCUAUGAGCUACCAGAUUUAGAAGGAAAUUUGUAAGCUUACAGAUUUCCUUUGCUCAGCCCAGGUUAGGAUUUCGUCGUCUCAGAGGCCCAUAUAUGUUAUUGUGCAUCAUAAUUUUAAUUUUUCUAAUAGUCAUUUUUGUAUCUGUGCUUGACAGAUCAAUAGUCCAUAUGAACUCCUAUCAUCAUCCUCUUAUGGUUCAAUUCCUCUUUUAGUAUAUGUGCUUUACUGAAAACUCACAUGCCUAUUUUUCCCAAAAUGUGUUGUGGACGAGUUUAUAGUCACAGUGCACAGCUGAAACUAGCAGUGAUUAUACAGUCACUCUUAUGCUUAUUUUCCCAAAAUGUGUUAUGGACGAGUUUAUAGUCACUGUCGUAGCGGGUUCAAUUCUGCAUUAUACGUCGAGUCUUGUCAUUUCUUGGUUUUGCUUACUCCCUUAUGGACUAUCAAGAUUUUGUUACCAGUGGGCAUCAACCUCGCGCAACGCGCGUGCCCGUGCUAGUAGUUAUAUAUGCUCUGUGGUCCGUAUAUGCCAAAGUGGCCCUAGGGUGACAUAAUGUCUCAAAAUUGCAUUACUUGACUUGUGGUUUUCGAAAUCUAGUGACUAGUAUGACAAUAUUAUGCUAGUAAUCAUUAGAAUGCAAGAUGACAAUAUAAUUUUAGUUUAGUUGCAUGUACUUCACUGGGAUUCCGAAGUUUUGUCAUAUGGAAUUUAAAUUGCAUAAAUAUAAGGUGUUUUUUAUACAUAAUUACAUUUUUCUCUUAUCA
This is a messenger RNA of Cuscuta europaea, 3296 nucleotides long. Lineage: Eukaryota; Viridiplantae; Streptophyta; Magnoliopsida; Solanales; Convolvulaceae. The record is from the annotation of a GenBank genome assembly.